AUGGCGGAGCCUCGAAAGCAAACAAACCCAGAAGGCCCGCCUUCAGAGAAGCCGGCCGAUGCGUCCCGAACAAAUGAAGAAGCCCAAGAAAAGGCUCAAGCUGAAGAGCAAUUCAUUACUGGGACGCCACUUGCUUUGAUUACGGUGGCACUCAUCAGCGCCAUGUUCCUCGUUGCACUGGAUCGCACAAUUAUUGCCACGGCCGUACCAAAGAUCUCCGAUCGAUUCCACGCUAUUGGAGAUAUAAGUUGGUAUGCGAGUGCCUACUUGUUGACGAGCAGCGCAACCCAGCUCAUCUGGGGUCGUGUGUACACCUUCUACUCGACCAAGAUGCUUUUCUUAGCUGCAGUCGUGGUCUUCGAGAUUGGGUCCGCAGUUUGCGGUAGUGCACCCAGCUCCAAGGCUUUUAUUAUUGGACGAGCAAUUGCUGGAAUUGGGUCGGCUGGCAUCUUCAAUGGAUCAACGGUCAUCGUUUCGCAGGUGCUACCUCUACAUAAACGCCCAAUGUACAUUGGCCUGAUGGGCUCCACAUUUGGCAUCUCAUCUAUCGUCGGUCCUUUGCUGGGAGGUGCCUUCACCGAUCGAGUGAGUUGGCGGUGGUGCUUCUACAUCAACCUUCCGAUUGGAGGUCUUACUCUUUUUAUCAUUGCUCUCUUUCUUGAUGCACCGCCUCGCUCCACUACAGCCACACUACAGCGCCAAUUGAUCCGACUUGAUCCCUUGGGUACAGUCCUAUUCUUGCCAGGGGUGGUUUGUCUGCUGCUGGCACUCCAGUGGGGCGGCACUUCCUACAGCUGGGACAAUGCUCGUAUAGUCUCCUUGUUCGUCUUAGCGGGCAUUCUGCUCAUCGCCUUUGGCUUCGUUCAAAUUUGGCGAAAAGAAGAUGCAACGAUUCCACCGCGAAUCAUCAAGCAGCGCAGUAUUGCGUUUGGUGCAGUCUAUACAUCCUGCGUCUCCGGGGCAAUGAUAUCAAUGCUCUAUACUCUGCCACUGUGGUUUCAGGGUGUCAAAGACACCAGUGCGGUGCAGUCAGGAAUAGACAGUAUUCCAAUGGUGCUGUCAUUGGUUGUUGCAAGCAUUCUAUCCGGAGCAACUAUCUCACGCACGGGACAUUAUGUACCGUGGAUGUUUGUCGCGGCCAUUUUCAUGGCCACUGGGUCGGGUCUGAUUACCACCUUCAAAGUCGAUACGAGCCACUCGGCUUGGAUCGGAUACCAGGUUCUCUUCGGGUUGGGGCUCGGGUCGGGGAUGCAGCAGCCGACCAUGGCCGCACAGACCGUGCUCGAGAAGGCCGAUGUCCCCAUUGGAGUUGCUCUGAUGUUCUUUUUUCAAUCCAUGGGAGGUGCUGUCUGGGUUGCCGUCAGUCAGAAUCUCUAUACCAACUAUCUGACCCAGCUACUGCCCAGCAUUUCUGGUAUCGAUCCAAAUGCAAUUCUCAAAGCUGGUGCAACAAGCCUGGCCGAUCUGGUCCCGGAAGACAAGCUUGGCACUGUGUUAUUCGUUUAUAAUGUGGCACUUCGUAAAGCGUUCCUUUUACCGGUGGCGCUGUCCUGUGCCAUGGUCCUGCCGGCGCUAGGUAUGGAGUGGCGCAGUGUCAAGGAGAGUGAGAAGAGAUAA
This is a messenger RNA of Penicillium atrosanguineum, 1617 nucleotides long. RefSeq names its product MDR family MFS transporter. The record is from RefSeq and is a predicted model, not a curated record. The transcript is spliced from 3 exons. Gene Ontology annotation, biological process: transmembrane transport. Bases 1 to 1617 code for a protein of 538 amino acids. Lineage: Eukaryota; Fungi; Ascomycota; Eurotiomycetes; Eurotiales; Aspergillaceae. Gene Ontology annotation, molecular function: transmembrane transporter activity.